Messenger RNA from Pelagomonas calceolata, 1389 nucleotides. Lineage: Eukaryota; Pelagophyceae; Pelagomonadales; Pelagomonadaceae. The record is from the annotation of a GenBank genome assembly.
AUGGCUGACCUCGCAAAACCGGAGUACGUCUCCUGCACCGAGACGAGCGUGACGAUCAGCACGGCUGGCGGGGAGGGCGUCACCGUCGAGUACAAGGAGUACCCCGAGGACUGGAGCGACGCGAAGAGCGUUGCGGCAGCCGCCGAGUGCACCGUCGAAGAGCUGAACCCCGGCUCGACGUACCAGUUCCGGCUGGCGCAGGGCGAGGCGCGCGGUCCCGAGCUCGUCGUCGACACUGCUGCACCCAACUGCACGCCGGGGCCGUCAAAGGCGUGCUGCGUGGUCGCGUGAUGCGCCCCGCCGAGCCCACGGCCGGAAGCAGACCCAGGUGGCGCGUCGUCUUUGCCGCGUUCGCCGCGACCGCGCACGGGCCCGGCGUGCAUUAUAUAUAUGGCGUGUUCCAGGCGGCCUUGCUGGACGCGAGAUUUUCAUCUUCGCGCGCGUUACUGGGCGGCGCCGGCGGCCUCAGCACGUGUUUGAUGCUCCUCGGCGCCCGGCCGGCCGGCACGCUGCAGGCCGCGCACGGCGCGGGGUUCGUCGUCGGCGGCGGCGCGGCGGUCGCCGUCGUCGGCUUGCUCCUUUCAGCAGCGGCGACGGAGCUCUGGAUGCUCUACGUCGGCUUCGGCGUGCUGGUCGGCGUGGGACACGCGCUGCAAUUCGCGCCGUGCCCCGUGGCCGUGGCGGAAGCCUUCGACGGCUCCGACCGGGCGGCGGUCGCCUCGGGCGUCGCCACGUCGGGCGCCGGCGCGGGGACCGCGGCUCUAGGGGCCACCGUGGCGGCCGUGGUCGUCUGGCGCAACUGGCGCGUCGCCUUCGUCGUCGUCGCCGCGUCGACCGUGCUCUUCCUCGCACCGGCCGCGGCCGUGUUCAGACACGCGGACCGAUGGCGGCGCGAGGUUGACAAGGUCACGUCGCUAAAAAUGUCGCGGCGUCUGAAGCACCUCUGCGCAACUGCGUUUUGCUACGCCUUCGGCUGGGAGGUGCCCUUCGUCCACCUCGUGUCGUACGCGGAGGACGCCGGCCACGCGCCGUCGCGGGCGGCGGGCGUCGUCGUCGCCGUCGGGGUGGGGGGCUCCGCCGGUCGCAUCUUGAGCGCGCGCUGCGCGGAUGCGGUCGGCGUCCAAGCGGUCUUCGCUGUACUCAUUUUCGUGACGGCGCUAGUCGAUGUCGUGCUGCCGUGGGUCAUUGAAUACGCGAGCGCUCUUUAUGUAUACGGAUUUGUGGUGGGUACUACCGCGGGAGGAAUAAUCGCCCUCACAACGCCAAUGGCGCGUACUUGUCUCACAGAUACAUCAGGGCUGCCGCAAGCCUCCGGCGCCGUCUACUCGUCGAUGGCGGCUGGCGUGGUCGCGGGACCGGUGCUCGUUGGCCUUGUUCGCGAUCAAAUAG